Messenger RNA from Candidozyma auris, 879 nucleotides. RefSeq lists its product as uncharacterized. The coding region runs from base 1 to 879 and encodes 292 amino acids. The transcript has a single exon. The record is from RefSeq and is a predicted model, not a curated record. Lineage: Eukaryota; Fungi; Ascomycota; Pichiomycetes; Serinales; Metschnikowiaceae.
AUGCGCAUCAACUGCUACUUUGCUAUGGACUAUAGUGACGAAGAAACACAACCUCAGAUCAGGCCUGUCUUCAAGAAAAAAGCGGUGAAGAAGGUACGAGCGUCGAAAAGAGCUUACGAAGAUGUACUUGAGGAUGUUGCCGAGAAGUCUCCUGUGACAACGGAGAAGCCCACAAAGAGCAAAGCUUUAGAGAGACUUCUACGGUUUAAAACUCUAUCAGGGGAGGUAAACGAGGAGAGUAAUGAAAAAGACAAGGAUGUUGAUGAGACUGCAACCUCCAAGAAGGAAGCUGCUCAAUCUGGGCUGAACACAGCGUACAAGGUGCUUGAAAUCAAAGAACCGGCAAAGACCUUCUCGCUACGAGAGUCCCAUUUCCGAGAGAAACCGGUGGCGGUGGAGAACGAGUAUGGCAGCGACUGGGAAAAUGAUAAACCAGCAAUUGUUAAGGAAGGAUCCGUUUCUGACCACGAGAUGGACAUUGCCGAUGUUGAGUACACGGUGCUGGCGCCCCAGGCAGAUCCUGAUCAAUACUACACGGAGAUUGUGCUGGAUGUUGACAUGGACGAGGGGGAAGAGAAGAAACUGCCGCGUACGGCGUCGUCUGUGCCAGAGUAUAUUAUGCAAUUGAGAAAGAACACUGAACAGCAUCAGGAGACUUUAGAGAGUGCCAGGCGGCGAUUAGAGGUUUCAAAAUGGCGUGUGGAGCAAUUAGAAGCUCGGAAGGCACAGCUACUAAAGCAAGCCGCCAAUGGGAGACAGCUAGAUGUGGCUGAUGUUGAGCAGUUUAUUAGAGGAUUGUAUCAAGAGGAGAAGAAGGUAACACCAAUGAAGGGCAGCAAUGACGAUGACGUGGACAUGAUGCUGCUUUUUGCUCAAUGA